AUGCCAAACCGAAACCCUACCGUCGUGCACUCUCCAUCCUCACCUCGUAGAUCACAGAGGCUCAUUCUCCUCCACGAGAACAACAAUCCCACCACCCCCAAACCUAAAUCCACACAAAAAUCUUCUACCCAGUCAAGAACCCCCGCUGUCAGGGUAAGGAAAACACCCAGGUCGAACGAUGAAGUUCUCUCUCUCAGACGAUCUGCUAGGUUCUCCAAUCAUAAAGCUCACCUGAAUGAGGGCGUUCAACUUAGCGGUGAUUCGACAAGAGGGAAGCAAGGGAAAACGAAGAAAAGUAGCGGUGAUGAGGGAAUUGAGGCUGAAGUUGGUGGAAAAGGGAAGAGAAAGCUCGGUGGCGAUGAAAUCGUUGAAGAGAGUCCGAUGGAACAAGUUGGAUCUGGAGUGAGAGGGAAAAGAAAGCAAGGGGGAGGUGAAAUUGCUGAAGGGUGGACUAAGGAACAAGAGCUGGCACUGCGAACAGCUUACUUUACUGCAAAACCUAGUCCCAAUUUCUGGAAGAAAGUAUCCAAACUGGUACCUGGGAAGUCUAAACAAGAUUGUUUCGAUAGGGUUCACCAUGACUUCCAAACGCCACCUCCAUGUCAGCCUAGAUCAAGGACAAAGACAAUUAACUCUUCGCCUCUUCAUCAAUUCUCAAUAUCUGCAAGUAAACUUCUCAAACCUACUGAAAAGAAGGUUUCUAAAUCAAAUAUUCUCAAACCAAAAAGCAUUGUUAACCAGAAGUCUAUUGAGAAUAUGUUGCAGCGCCAUCUUAAGGUGGAUCAAGUCCAUAAAGGAGACAUAUUUUCUGCUCUUGAACCCAACAUUGAUUUUGCUACUAAUGGUUUUCAGCCUAGUCAGGCACUUUGUACUCCAGAGCUGCAAAAGGAAAAUCAAGGGUUUCUACUAAAUUUCACUGAUGGAUCAUCCUCGUUUUCAAGUCGCAAGAAGUCUCUUUCUAGAUUUAGUGGCUCAUCAGGUGUUCAAGAUCUUGCUAGUCCACCUGUGCUAAAGAAAGUAAAGAACAAGGUGCAACAUGAAAAAUACGUCAAUCAAUUAAGAUUUAGGGAACUUAAGAGAAGAGCAGCAUCUACACGGACAAAAAAUUCUGUUGUUGGAGAAGGAAACCACAUUCAGAAAAAGAAUGUUAAAGCAGCAAAAGAUGCAUUGGUUUCUGAAGCUAGAGAUGCUAUCAACAAGUUUCAACAAUCGCAAGUCAAUAUCAUGGACAACACUUGUAGUUCUGAUGAGGACAAUGAUGAUUACAUCGGAGUUGAAUGUGAUAGUCAAUAG
Molecule: messenger RNA, 1293 nt
Organism: Vicia faba (fava bean)
Lineage: Eukaryota; Viridiplantae; Streptophyta; Magnoliopsida; Fabales; Fabaceae
Source: the annotation of a GenBank genome assembly